Messenger RNA from Punica granatum (pomegranate), 944 nucleotides. The record is from RefSeq and is a predicted model, not a curated record. Lineage: Eukaryota; Viridiplantae; Streptophyta; Magnoliopsida; Myrtales; Lythraceae.
CUCUUCUCCCUCAAACAACAGCAGAAGCACGUAAACCCGAAAAACCCAGAAAACCCAGAGAAAGGAAAGAGCUUUCAGGGAAAGAAGAAAGCUUUGGGGCAAUGGCGAAGGCGAAGGCGAAGGCGAAGGAGAUGGAAGUGGUGAGGGGGCUAGAUCUGAACAGGUACAUGGGGAGGUGGUACGAGAUCGCCUCCUUCCCCUCCAUCAACCAGCCCCGGGACGGCGUCAACACCCGGGCCACCUACACCCUCAACGCCGACGGCACCGUCCACGUCCUGAACGAGACCUGGAGCGGCGGCAAGCGGGGCUCUAUCGAGGGCACCGCCUACAAGGCCGACCACAACAGCGAUGAGGCCAAGCUCAAGGUCAAGUUCUACGUCCCCCCUUUCCUCCCCAUCAUCCCCAUCACCGGCGACUACUGGGUCCUCUUCAUCGACCACGACUACCAGUACGCCCUCAUCGGCCAGCCCAGCCGGAAGUAUCUCUGGAUACUUUGCAGGCAGAACCACAUGGAUGAAGAAAUCUACAACCAGCUUGUGGAGAAGGCAAAGGAAGUUGGGUAUGAUGUGAGCAAACUCCACAAGACUCCACAGAACGACCCUCCCCCGGAAGGCGAUGCUGGCCCCAAGGACACCAAGGGCCUCUGGUGGUUUAAGUCCCUUAUUGGUAAAUAAAGAAUGAAGCUAAACGUUGCAGUAUAUCUCUGGUAUGUGUUAAGUUUUUGGGUAAAUAUUGUCGUCUCGAAUAAACAAGUGGUAGAGAAGGGGAAGUCUAAAAUAGAACAGAAGCCUGUGGUUCUUGUUAUCUGUGUAUGUUUCCCAUUUAGCUUGUAUCCAAAUGCUUGUAUGAGAACAUUUCUGCUUCAUAUGAUGAUGAUUCAUAUGCUGCUGAAGAAUCAUCAUCUUAUGUUUUUGUGGGUUGUACAAAGUCUUGCACCUCUGUUA